Molecule: messenger RNA, 1002 nt
Organism: Anopheles marshallii
Lineage: Eukaryota; Metazoa; Arthropoda; Insecta; Diptera; Culicidae
Exons: 4
Coding region: 1-1002 (333 amino acids)
Source: RefSeq, a predicted model, not a curated record
AUGGAGACAAGUGAUAUGAACACUGGUGAUACAUUUGCGGACGUCGACCCGCGCCGAUUGUCACAAAAUCGGACUAACGGAACUGGUGCAGCGGUCCAGAAUAACGCACAAGGCGUUUUCGCAUCUCAGGACGCGGCUUUCCAAGCCCAACGAGAAGGAGCGUCGGGUCAACGCUCGGCGUACAUCCAGCCGCCAUCGCAGCCAAGCGCACCACCACCAUCACAGUUCGGCGCGUCACCAGCCAUGAUGACCAACCCGGAUAAUGCAACGAUUGUGCAAAUGUUGAAUUUACUUCAGCAACAAAUGGCCCAGCAGCAGCAAUUCUUCAACGAGUUUUUGCAUCAGCGGCUGCUAAACCAAAGCGCCGCACCAUCCAAAUUCCGAUACGAGAAAGAGGCAGGAAUCACUUUCAAACAAUGGUACUCGCGGUAUGCUGAUUUAUUUCAGAACGACGCUGCGCGAAUCGAUGCCCCCGCCAAGGUUCGACUGAUGCUGCGAAAACUGGGAACGGCCGAGCACGAUCGUUAUUUAUCCUUCAUCCUGCCUCAUCGUCCGUCCGACUUUUCGUUUGAGGAAACGGUUGAGAAGCUAUCAGCGCUUUUUGACGACCAGGAAACCAUACUCAGCAAACGUUUCAAAUGCCUGCAAAUGACCAAGAAGCGGACGGAGGAUCUCUUGGUCUACGCGUGUCGCAUCAACAAAUCUUCAGUGGAUUUCGAGCUUAGCAAGCUCAGCGAAGAAGAUUUCAAAUGCUUGUUUAUCGAGUACGUGCGCACCGAAGAUUUCGGUAAUGCGGAUCUGCUGUCACGUCUUAUAAACACGCACACCAAGCCAGAAGAAGAUUGCGUGAUCGCGAGUUUAGAAGCAGAUAAGCACGCCAAAUUAUGUUUUGGGCCCUUCAACGUCACCAGCGGAGCUAAUGCUAAACCGUCCGAUUCGAACAACAUUAGAUUUGCUACGCCCGACGCAUGCAAGUUCUACGAAGUGCGCUGUUACGAGUAA